AUGACAGAGCCGAACGAAGUCAAGGUUGAAGUCCUCUUGGACAUCAUCAACUCCUCUGCACGCAAAGCAAUGGCAGAAUACAAGAACACCGGACAUGGUGUCCCAGGUGUUGACACAGGCGCCUUCCACCCUCUCGACUUCGCUACAGAUGCACUUGCCCUCAGAAAGGCAAUCAGGCUGCUCGAGGGUGCAUGCGAGCAAUUUAACACGAUACUGGCUCCCCCCCAACACACGGUGUUCAAUUUCGUUAAUAAUUACACCUGGGCGUGCACAGAUGUCGCCGUGCAGUCACGUAUUGCAGACAUCUUGGACAGACACCCAGAAGGUCUUAGUGUGGAUGUAUUGGCUAACGCAGUCAACCUCGAUAAGACCAAGAUCACACGCGUCUUGCGAAAUUUGGCCCUUAAGGGUUGCUUCAAAGAAGUUGAGCGAGACGUAUUCGCAAACACGAGACUCUCCCUCGUGCUCAAGUCAACAAACAACGUCGCAUUCUAUGUAAGAACUCAGCGAGAUUUCCCCAAAUAUGCCGCGGUUCUCUACGAUUCUAUGAUCGACCAAGACUUUGCAAGAUCUUUCAAGGUUGAAAAAACACCUCGAACAUUUGCUCUCGGAAAAGAAGAAAAAAUCAACAACAACUUCUGGGAGAUGGACGACGAGGCACGCGAUAUAUUUGCCAGAAGCAUGCUGGGUUAUUCUGAGGUACAGAAUUCCUCUGCGGCGCUGCAUUAUUACCCUUGGGACAAUGUAUCCUCUGUGGUGGAUGUUGGAUCUGGAAUCGGAGCAAUGUCUAUUCCUCUGGCGAAAAUGUUUCCUCAUCUCAGAAUAACCAAUCAGGACCUCUCAGAAACUAUACAGCUGUCAAGAAAUGCAUGGGAGAAAGAUGCUCCUGAGGCACUGCUCGAUGGGCGCGUAGAGUUCGUGCCGUUGGAUUUCUUCGAGGGGUCACCCGUUGGUGGAAAGGACGUUUACUACUUGAGGAGCAUAAUUCACGACUGGCCGGAUGAUGCAUCAAGGGUGAUUCUCCGUAACAUUCGCAAAGUAAUGGGACCAAACAGCCGAGAUCAUAAGGCGCCCGAACAUACAUUAUUGAACUUCGGUAGUCACACGGUACACCAACUCGACAUGGUCAUGUGGCUUGUUUUGAAUGGCAAGGAGCGAACCUUGAACGAAUUCAAGAUGAUUGGGGCCAGUGUUGGUCUAGUGCUCACCCAAACCUAUGAUCUUGUAGGGACGAAGCUCUUGGAGUUCCAAAUCGCUCAGGACUGA
Messenger RNA from Suillus bovinus, 1266 nucleotides. Its product is annotated as S-adenosyl-L-methionine-dependent methyltransferase. The transcript is spliced from 10 exons. Gene Ontology annotation, molecular function: O-methyltransferase activity. NCBI's taxonomy places the organism in Eukaryota, Fungi, Basidiomycota, Agaricomycetes, Boletales, Suillaceae. The record is from RefSeq and is a predicted model, not a curated record. The coding region runs from base 1 to 1266 and encodes 421 amino acids.